AUGGCACUUCCCUCGGAAACUCUGCUCAGGGCAGAUGGCCGGUGCAAGAGGCUCCUGCUCACAGUUGCCCUGCUUGCCUCCGUGGCAGGUGCUGAACUGUUUCUCUUCCUCGAACACCUGACCAGGCUGCCUGGAAGUUCAAUCAGAUGGCGGAUCAAUGGAGCCCCCACCGGUGAUGUCAAUUAUGCAUGGUACCGGGCAAACGCGUCCAUCGAAGCAAAUAUGCUUGUUUCAUACAUCUCCUCCCCUCCUAGCUGGAUUCCUGGCCCUACGAAUACCGGCCAGGAGAAUGUGACUCAAAGAGGCUACCUGAGCAUCACAGAAUGAGAGUUCAGUGAUGCUGGGAACUACACGGUAGUGGUGACCAGCAUUGAGGGGUCCCAGGAGGCCACUGGAGAGAUCCAGGUCUGGGAGGAGCUGUUCCAACCCAACAUCACGGUAAGCAAGACCGGUGUAGUCGAGUAUGUGGACAUUGUGAACUUCACAUGCCAUCCCAACAACACCAGCGACUUCCAGAUUCAGUGGUACUACAACUAUUUCCCAGUGUCCAAGGGCCAUCAGUGGACUGUGUCCUCAGACAACAGGAUCCUCAGCGGCUGGGUCUCUCGCUACCAGAAAGGGCCUUAUGGGCCAGAUUCCAUAGACAUAAGCUCCAUCCCUCUUCUCCACCGGGGCACCAUCAAUGCCAAGCUGGGCUCCAGUGUGAAUGUGUACUGCCAGGCAACAUCCCAGCCUGCGUGCUUGUAUCGAUGGCUUCUCAAUGGCAGUGCCCUGGCUACAACCAGCAGCACCUUCAACAUCAGCACCAUGUCCUGGGGAGAUGUGGGCACCUACAGGUGCAUUGCAGAGAACCCCAAGACCCGGGUGGUUCUGUAUUCCACUGUCACCCUCAAAGUUUAUGUUCUGAUGUCCUAUGACUCGGCAGUCAUACCUGAGAUUGUCUCAGCCCCUCCUAUAUGCCCAACUCCACAAGCAUUUAUUAAACACCCAUUUGCAUGCUAUGUCAAUGAUGCCCAGUCAGCCCUCUCCCCCACCAAGCUCCCACGGCUACAGCAGGCACGCAGAGAAAUCAUGAGGAAGAAAGCGCUAGGAAGCAGGGGCGUCAGGAGAUCCCCCUCCCAUGUUAGGCAGAGCCUCAGCUGGCUAGAGCAGGCUCCCUGGAAUCCAUGGGGAGCCAGCAGUCCAUCCGGGGACCCAGGGUACUCCCACACAGAAGGCUCCCUCCCACUCCAAAGGCGUGGUCAUCUAGCACCCACACUGGAAGAGUCCCAAGGGAGGAGAGAGCCCUCCAUUCCCAUCGUAAAGCCUUCCUACACCAUCGGGCAAGGAACCGUCAUCUUCCUCAGUAUUGGCGUCAGCCUGAUGCUGUUAAGCCUCAUAGGAACCUUCGUCUUCUACCUGUUUUCCAGAAGUACCAUGUCAUGCUGGGCUGGUGGGAGGCAGCAGGGUCAGAAAGGAGGACAGGCUUGGACGGGGGGAAGGUGA
Vombatus ursinus (common wombat) is the source of this 1485-nucleotide messenger RNA. RefSeq names its product carcinoembryonic antigen related cell adhesion molecule 18 (gene CEACAM18). The record is from RefSeq and is a predicted model, not a curated record. NCBI's taxonomy places the organism in Eukaryota, Metazoa, Chordata, Mammalia, Diprotodontia, Vombatidae. The transcript has 6 exons.